UGCACAUGCAGCGACUUUCUUGCCACCAUUCUUGGCGCCUUCUUUCGCUUGGUAGGUAGAUAGCUCGAUCUGCGCAGAGCAGCGCGUCAGCAAUGUCGUUGCUACCUCGCCUCCUGCUCGCGCGCCACCUCAGCAGGCGCGCGAUCCAGACGCAGCUGCAGGCAUGCAUUGAAGGGACGACCUCUGUGUCAAGCGAGUCCUUCGCAAUUGCCAUCGCAGAGGGGCCAGCUCUAGCCAAUAAGCCAUUCACCACAUCUUCCUUCCCCAACCUGAAAAACAACUCCAACAAGCACACUGCCAGACCUCCCUCUGCCAAGCCGCACGUGCACAGCGCAACCGCCAAUGCGAGCGCGGCAAGUGGCGGCCUCGCGGCUGGCCAGAAGGUGGUCGUCGGAACCGCCGGCAGCAGCGCAACCCCCGCCCCCUCCCCAACAGUAGAGACCCCCGCCGCUGACAUCAGCAAAGUAAAUGUUCCAGUUCAUGACACGGGGGCUGCUCAGGCGGCGCCUAUUUUUGGCGCGCAGGGAAGCCCAACCACUAAGGGGUUGAAUUCGCCCCCCGGGACAGGGGGGGUGGGGGCGGUCUCAGGAGCUGGGGGGCCAAGCGCGGCUCCUUCUGGCGGGGGGGAGGGAGCAGGGACAAUCUUGUUGCUGUUGGCGGCAUUAGGUGCCGGUGGUGGUGCAUAUUACUACUGGGACGAUCUGAAGGGCUAUUUGCCAUUAGGACCAGAGACAACUCCGAAGGGGGUUGCUACAGCGGUGUCGCCGAAGCAGGGGGGAGAGCAGAAUGGAAAGGGAAGUCAACAAGGGGCGGCGGACAGGGGAGAGGCGGAUGAGGGAACGAGGUUGCCUCAGAAGAGCAGUACUUCGGGAAUCCUUGGUGGGAAGAACGGGACUGGAGAUCUGGCAGCUAAGCUGAGCGGUGCGGCGAAGGUAGCAAAUGCGCAGAAAGAUGCGGAAGUUGCUGGGGAAUCAGAAGGAAAGGAGGCAAAAGCAGAGGGUUCCGAGCAGGAGAAGAAGCAAGCAGGGAACCAAAAGCCGGCAGAGGGCAAGGCCCCAUUAGUAGGGGCAGCAUUCGUAGGCAAGCCGGUUGCGGCGUCCCAAGCGGCAUCUGUAGGCGCGUCCGAAGGCAAGCUCGACACUGCGGGAGAGGCGGCGUCCGAGGCCGCGUCUGAAAGCGCCGAAGCUCCAGUGUCCGAAGCGUCUGAAACUCUGCGUGAGGUUGAGAGCGGGCCCGCACGUGCAGGCGGUGCACAGGGGCCCCAGGCGCCCGUGCAGGCGUUGCUGGACGGCACCGCUAUUGUCCGCAAGGGGGAGGAGCAGCAAAAUGAUGUCAACGGGAAGGAAGAAUUGCAUAAAAAGAAGUCUGCUGAGGUCAGCAAUGAGGGGGGAGAUGAGGGUGAUGACGAGGACAGUGAUGUCAGCGAUGAGAGUGAGCGGGACGCGGAGCUGCACAAGGUGUUGCAGGAGGCGGCGAGGCGGGAAGGGGGCGAGGAGGAGACGGAGGCCUCCAAGAAGGCGAAGCAGCACGUGCACAACCUCCGGCGUGCGGUUGAAGAGGUCGAGAAACGGACCUCCGGCCAGAGCGAGUCCCUAGCCCCCGAGAGCCUCAUUCUUGAGAACAUCCGCAAGACCCACGAACGCGCCGAGACAGCCAAGCGCGAAGCGGAGAAAGUGGCGCAUGAAGCCCUCAGGAAGCGACAAGAAGAGGAGGACGAAGAGGAGUCCGGCCCUUUCAGGAGGCCGAGCCAACAGGAACUUCUGGCGGCGAAGAGUCCGAAACUUGAGGGAUUCGAGGAACUAGCGGCGGGUGUUCAGACGUUGGCGGCGGAGGCAGAUCGGCUGAAGCGCGGGGAGUUCGGGUACUUGGGGGCCAAAGGAGAUGUAGCAAUCGGAGCGCUGAUUGCAGAGGCGGUACAGGAGGCGGUGCGUGGGCAGGCGGAGGCCGACUCGGAGGCGUUCCAGCGCGAGAUCGCGGAGCUGCACGAGGAGCACCGGGUGGAGCUGGCGGACGCGCGGGCGGAGGCGCUCCGGCACGCGCAGAUCGUGCACAAGCUUGAGAGGGACCUGACCCGCAAGAAGGCCGCAUACCGUGCGGCGCUGCACGACCAGUGGCGGCGCGGGGAGGAGAAGCGCAUUGCGGCGCUGCAGGCGGCGCUGCGCGAGACAGAGGCUCUGAUCGAGAAAGUGCGGACCACUGCGGCCGCGAAAGCCGCGCUGACGGUUGCGGACGAGAGGAAGGAACGGGCAGAGCAGCUGGAUGAACUACGGAUGCAGGUGAACGCCCUCCAGGACGCUUUCAGCAGCCGAUCUCGGGAAGCGCAGAAGAGCCACACCGCCCACAAGCUUGCCUUGGGCGCGUUCGCAUUGGAAGACGCUCUAGAGAGCGGGCAGCCGCUGAAGGAGGAGGUCCGUCUGCUGGCAGCGGCGGUGGACGAGGGGGAUCCCCUCGUCAUGGCCGCGCUCACGUCGGUUCCGGCCGUCGUUGCGGAGACAGGGGCGCCCACGAGAGCGGAGCUGCAAGAGCGGUUCGAAGCGCUGCAAGGCCGCGCGAAGCAGUUGGUCCUCCUCCCCCCGGGCGGCGGGGGCAUGCUGGCGCACGCGCUCGCAUGGGCCGCAUCCACACUCAAGGUCAAGGAACCGGCACCUCAGAACGGUAGCCAACCAAACGCUGCCACAUCAGACGCAGCCCUGGCGCGGGCGGAGGCGCUGCUCGCGCAUGGGGAGCUUACGGAGGUGGCGAAAGUUUUGGAGAGCGCAUUUAAGGGGACCGGGGCGGAGACUUUAGUGAAGAAGUGGGCGGAGGAAGCACGGAGUCGGGCGGUGGCGGAACAGGCGGUGAAAGUUGUUCAAGCGCAGGCGACGGCGUUGGCAGCUAGUUUGAGCUAGCGGAGAGCUGAGGCUUAGGGUGGUACAUCCAGAAUAAGGGAUCAAUUGGAGGUUGGUUGCCAUUGUCUCGAAGUUGUUCCAAGCGAGGAUUUCGGGUGUCGCUAACGCAAGCCGAAGUCAUGUGGCUUUGCCAGUUAUGCAGCUCGCAUGAGCAACGUGCUGAGCAACAAACAUCGACAGGGAGUGGGCCGGUCAGCAGCUAUAUGGUAUCUCGCCUCGUUUUCCAUUCUUUUUUGCCAAUGGAGAAAAGAGACUUACUGAGAGGGUCUCCGUAGAAUCUGUUUUUCGACUCCGGUGUAUUACGACAACAUUCAAAGAGCUGCAAAUCAUUCUUCAUCCAAA
Messenger RNA from Klebsormidium nitens, 3230 nucleotides. Lineage: Eukaryota; Viridiplantae; Streptophyta; Klebsormidiophyceae; Klebsormidiales; Klebsormidiaceae. The record is from the annotation of a GenBank genome assembly.